AUCCAAAGGAAGCGUCUCCCGAACUAGUUUGACAUCCGGAGUUACUGAGAUCAGCUGGGCGGUGUGAAACGCUACACAAUUCACCAGUGUACGAGAAGAUGGACCUCCUGUCGCUGUUGUUGUUGGUCGGCCUCUGCGUGCUUCAGUCCUCCAGUAAACCCAUGGAAAAGAAGGACCGCAUCCAUCACGACGCCCCCCUCAGCAACAAGGAGCACGAUGAUGACGAGAACUUCGACUACGACCACGAGGCUUUUCUCGGACAAGAGGAGGCAAAGACCUUUGACCAGCUCACCCCCGAGGAGAGCAAAGAGAGACUGGGUAAGAUUGUAGAAAAGAUUGACGAGGAUCACGACGGCUUUGUGACCGCUGAUGAGAUGAAACAGUGGAUCAAACAUGCUCAGAAGCGAUGGAUCUAUGACGAUGUGGACCGGCAGUGGCAAGCUCACGAUCUCAACUCAGACACUUAUGUCUCCUGGGAGGAAUACAAGAACGCUACCUACGGCUACAUCCUUGAUGAAGCAGAUCCCGAGGACGGUUUUAACUACAGGCAUAUGAUGGCUAGAGAUGAGCGCCGUUUCAAGAUGGCUGACCAUGAUGGUGACAUGAGGGCCAAUAAGGAAGAGUUUACAGCGUUUCUUCAUCCUGAGGAGUUUGACCACAUGAAGGAUAUUAUAGUGCUGGAGACCAUGGAGGACAUUGAUAAAAAUGGAGAUGGUUUCAUCGACCUUGAUGAAUAUAUUGGUGAUAUGUACAGUCAGAAUGAAGAUGCGAAUGAACCAGAAUGGGUGAAAACAGAAAGAGAACAGUUUACAGAGUUCAGGGAUAAAAACAAAGACGGCCGUAUGGAUAAGGACGAGACCCGUGACUGGAUCUUGCCCUCUGACUACGACCAUGCAGAGGCUGAGGCCAAACACCUGCUGUAUGAAUCUGAUGCAGAUGAGGACGGACGCCUCACAAAGCAGGAAAUUGUGGAUAAGUAUGACUUAUUUGUCGGGAGCCAAGCAACCGAUUUUGGAGAAGCACUGGUCCGACACGAUGAGUUUUAAUUUUGGAAACUUUGCACUUAAAAAAUGCAAAACGAACAAUAAUUUAUUUUAUGUUUUCAAGCAUACCACAUUGUGAAUCAUUACUGUGUUUACAAAACAUUUCUGUUCUUCCACAGCAUCUCGAUCAAAUGCAUUUUUUUAUUUUUGCUUUUUCCGUGAACACAUCUUUCGUAGAUUAACUCAUCACCGUUGGAUUCUGAUGUGAUUUCAAAUGCACUGAUGAAAUAGUAUUCAGGUCAGCUUGUGAAGUUUGUCAAGGUGUUGUGUAAAUGAUUGUCUGAUGGUCUAUGAUGCACUAAAAUGCGGCCAUAUAAUGCAGCAUAAUGGCAUGCAUGUAACCCGACAUGGCAUAGAGCAAUAACCGCCCAUUUGUGUUUUUACACGGCAUAUUAUAUGAACACUUUUUUUUUUAGGUAUA
Messenger RNA from Sinocyclocheilus grahami, 1464 nucleotides. RefSeq names its product calumenin b (gene calub). Gene Ontology annotation, molecular function: calcium ion binding. The record is from RefSeq and is a predicted model, not a curated record. NCBI's taxonomy places the organism in Eukaryota, Metazoa, Chordata, Actinopteri, Cypriniformes, Cyprinidae. The transcript has 7 exons. Gene Ontology annotation, cellular component: endoplasmic reticulum. The coding region runs from base 99 to 1046 and encodes 315 amino acids.